Molecule: messenger RNA, 4884 nt
Organism: Closterium sp. Yama58-4
Lineage: Eukaryota; Viridiplantae; Streptophyta; Zygnematophyceae; Desmidiales; Closteriaceae
Source: the annotation of a GenBank genome assembly
AUGCCCGAUGAGUUCCUUGCUAGGAACCCCCCCCCGCUCUGGCUCACUCUCUACCACAUCGUCACCCGCCUCCCUGACUCUCUGCGCGCAGUCAGGGAUCACUUCCUAGCUCGCUGCCCCACUGAGCUCACCAUUGCCCUCCUCGAGAAGGAACUACUUGCAGCUGAGGCGAGCAUCGUCGCUGUAGGUGCUUCUCAUGGUGACCCCCGCACCCCUUUCUUUGAGGGGUGUUCCCCUUCCCCCCUUCUUCCCUCUGUAGCCUCUGCUUCUGCUGUCGACCUCCUUGGUGCUGAGAAGGUCGGGAUUGCGUCCGUUCCGAGCGGGCGCCGCAGGAGCAGAGGGGGCAGGGGUGGAGGCGGUGGGAGUGGUGGUGGGGCUGGAGGUGGGGGUGGUGACGGCAGCGGCGGGGGCGGUGGCAGGGGCGUGGGCGGUGGCGGGGGCGGCGGUGGUCGUGGCGGCGGCAGGGGAGGGGGUGGUCGAGGAGGUGGCGGCGGCGGUGGUGGUCGUGGAGGCGCUGGCGGUGGCCAGAGCCAGCAGCACACUCCGUCGCUCCAGGAGGCCCGUGAGUGGUAUUCGCAGCGCGGGGGGGCGGGUGGCUUUAGCUGCACGUACGUCAUCCGCACUGGUGACCGCACUGGUCAGACGUGUGGGAAGCCGCACCCCACGCAGCGCUGUUUCUCUCGCCUUGACGACGCUUGGCGUACUCAGUUCCCUGAUGCCACUGAGCUGCCCCGCUGGUUUGAUCUGAUGAAGAAGGGAGUUGAUAUCUAUGCACUAGACUUUGAUGAUAUUCUUACAGCCAUGUAUGUGAUGUUUACUAGUGGAGAGGGUGCUCAGUACCUGCGUGUUCCGCCCGACCCGGGCAUUCGGACCAGUGAGGCUGCCGCUCUAGGUGCUAGUGCUACUGCCGCUCCAGGUACUCGCGUGUCUACUAUCUCAGGUGCUGGUGCGGCUGCUGCUCUAGGUGCUAGUGAGUCUGUGCCCCCUGGUACUGAGUCGACUGCAGCACUGCACACCUUCACACUGGACUCAGGUGCUUCUCGCUGUUUCUUUCGUGACCGCACUGUCCUUGAGCCACUCGCUCGGCCAGUUGCUGUCUCCCUCGCUGACCCCUCAGGGGGUCCGGUCAUUGCGACCUCCUCCACUGUCCUCCCUUGUCCUGCGGUCCCGUCCGGCACACUGUCAGGUCUCCACCUCCCCUCGUUCUCUACGAACUUGGUGGCGGGUUGUGCGCUCCAGGACGGGGGUGUUCACCAGUUCACCCCUGCCUACGAGCGCGUGACACACUGCACGUGUGCUCGGACGGGCCGUCACCUGGCUACCUUCACUCGGCAGCCAGGGUCGGACCUGUACACACUGACCACUGAGUCCCCUCAGGUAGCUGCGUCUGCGUCUGCGUCAGGUCAGCUGUCGGCCCCCUGCUCGUGUCGCUCUCUGGCGCACGAGACCGUCCUCUGGCACCACCGACUUGGUCACCCGUCUGUGCAGCGCCUUCGUGCCAUGCACAAGCGGUACCUUGUCUCUGGUCUUCCCAGGGUUCUCCCUCCCCUCCCACCCUCGCCUGCUCCUCCCUGUCUUCCCUGUGUCGAGGGGCGGCAGCGCGCCGCUCCUCACUCCUCGUUUCCCCCGACGACUGCUCCCUUGCAGACGCUCCACAUGGACGUGUGGGGCCCAGCCCGCGUCCGUGGACAGGGUCAGGAGAGGUACUUCCUGAUUGUUGUUGACGACUACUCGCGCUACACCACGGUCUUCCCCUUGUGCACCAAGGGUGAGGUCCCUGAUGUCUUGAUCCCUUGGAUCCGCAGAGCUCGUCUCCAGCUCAGCGAGCGUUUCCGCUCGGACUUUCCUGUCCUGCGUUUGCACUCUGACAAAGGUGGUGAGUUCUCCUCCGACCUCCUGGCAGCCUACUGUGCGGAGCACGGCAUUGAGCAGUCGUUCAUGCUUCCGGCCUCUCCACAGCAAAAUGGGGUUGCUGAGCGCCGCAUUGGCUUGGUCAUGGAGGUCGCUCGUACCUCCUUGAUCCAUGCGGCUGCCCCCCACUUUCUGUGGCCGUUUGCGGUCCGAUACGCUGCGCAUCAACUCAACCUCUGGCCCCGUGUCUCCUUGCCGGAGACUUCCCCGACACUGCGUUGGACGGGAGAGGUUGGCGAUGCGUUGCGUUUUCGGGUCUGGGGAUCCCGAGCUUUUGUUCGCGAUACGUCCGCGGACAAGCUCUCCUCUCGCGCUGUUCCUUGUGUCUUCCUUGGCUUUGUCCCGGACGCGCCUGGUUGGCAGUUUUACCACGUGACCUCGUGCCGUGUCCUGUCCUCUCAGGACGUCACUUUCGACGAGUCCGUCCCCUACUACCGCCUCUUCCCCUACCGCACUGCCCCACUCCCCCCCCCCGCCUCUCUUCCUCGCUCCUGGUGCUGCUGUACUAGACCCCCUUCCCCCUCAGGGUGCCGCUCCCUCAGCCUGGGGGUGCGGAGCUUGGGGGUGCGGAGCCUGGGGGUGUGGAGUCUGGGGGAGCGGAGCCUGGGGGUUGCGGAGUCUGGGGGUGCUGAGCCUGGAGGUGCUGAGCCUGGGGGUGCUGAGUCUGGGGGUGCUGAGUCUGGAGACGCUGAGCCUGGGAGUGCUCCACCUGGAGGAGCCCUCUCCUCGCAGCAGCUGCAGGAGAGCCUUCGGAGUGGCGCUCCUGGUGUCGCGGACCCUGGAGUAGGCACUGUGGCUGGUGCUGAGGACACGGGCAUUAGAGCUGGUACUGGUGCUGACGACCCUGGAGUUGGCGCUGUGGCCAGUACUGAGGACCCGGGCGUUGGAGCUGCUACUGGUGCUGCGGACCCUGGAGUUGGCGCUGUGGCUGGUGCUGAGGACACGGGCGUUGGAGCUGCUAUUGGUGCUGACGACCCUGGAGUUGGCGCUGUGACUGGUGCUGAGGACCCGGGCGUUGGAGCUGCUACUGGUGCUGCGGACCCUGGAGUUGGCGCUGUGGCUGGUGCUGAGGACACGGGCGUUGGAGCUGCUGCUGGUGCUGCGGACCCUGGGGUUGGAGCUGCUGCUGGUGCUGAGGACCCUGCCGCUGGUGUCUCUGCUGGUUCUGGAGACGCUGCGCGGCCACGACCGUACUUCGUGCCGCUCCUUCAGCAGGUUCUUGGUCAGACUCCUCCUCCUUGUCCUUCUCCCUCCUUAGAGUGUCCUCCACCUGUCCAGUCGCAGUCACAGUUACCGCCUGCCUCGCCUCUCCCUGGUCCUUCUCCUUACACUGGUCCCACAGGAGGUCUUACGGAGCGUCGUGAGCCUGAGUCUCCUCCUGUGUCGCCUGAGUCUCGCUCUGCGUCACCUGUUAGUGCUGCUCGCACUGGUCGUCGUGUCCCGCGUCAGCGUCCUCCUGCUGUCCCAGGCACUCACCAGAUAGUGCUCUGUCGCUCCACUGCUCCCCAGCGUGUCCCUCUGCCGUCUCCUCCUGUGUCCUCUCUUCCUACUCUUCCUGACCCGGAGUCUGACUCCCUUCAGGCUGCUAGUCCCACUGUCACACGUCUCCUCGGCACGGCUGUCACUGACCCUACCUUUGAGUCCUCAGCUGCGUCUGCUCUGGUCGCUGAGCUGGUUGACUUUGCUGCCCGGUGUCGUCUAGACUACGCUGCUAGCCUUGUUGCUGAGUCUGAGUCUGUCUGUCCUCCGUCCGUCGGGGGUGAGUGUGCUCUUGGCACGGACGUCCUUGAGGACAGACAGGAGGAGUUCCAGUGCUUUGCUGCUGCUUUGCCCCAUCUCGUGUCCAUGCUAGUCGCCCCUGAGGGAGACCUGGAUGCACCAGACAUCCCGACUCCGCGCUCUUACGCAGAGGCGAUGGCGGGUCCCUACUCCUCUCAGUGGCAGACAGCCAUGGACGCAGAGAUGGCCUCCUGGAAGUCCACAGGCACCUACGUUGACGAGGUUCCCCCACCUGGGGCGAACAUCGUCAGUGGCAUGUGGAUUUUCAGGGUGAAGCGGCCGCCGAGUUCUCCUCCUGUCUUCAAGGCGCGCUACGUUGCUCGAGGCUUCAGUCAGCGAGAGGGAGUAGACUUCUUCCAGACCUUCUCCCCCACCCCGAAGAUGACCACUCUUCGGGUGCUACUGCACAUAGCCGCUCAGCGCGACUACGAGCUUCACUCACUUGACUUCAGCACUGCUUUCUUACAGGGCAGCCUGCACGAGGAGAUCUGGCUGCGCCGCCCUCCUGGCUUCACUGGGUCGUUUCCUUCUGGUACCCAGUGGAGCCUCCGGCGGCCGGUCUACGGUCUCCGCCAGGCACCACGUGAGUGGCACGACACACUGAGGACGACACUUGCGACUCUUGGGUUCGCUCCCUCUACUGCUGACCCGUCGCUGUUUCUACGCACCGACACCUCGCUGCCACCGUUCUACAUCCUCGUGUACGUCGACAACUUGGUCUUUGCCACUGCUGACACUGCGGCACUCGCCCACGUGAAGUCGGAGCUGCAGAAGAGACACACGUGCACAGACCUGGUUUCUUGGCGUUCUACACGCUCUUCUUCUGUUCUCAGCUCCAGUUGUGAGGCUGAGAUCUACGCCACAGCCAUGGCGGCCCAGGAGCUACGCUGGCUCACCUACCUGCUGACCGACUUGGGAGAGCGGCCUCGUUCUCCUCCAGUGCUGUACGUCGACAACCAGGCUGCCAUUGCCUUGUGUGAGGAGCACAGACUGGAGCACAGAACGAAGCACAUCGCUCUGCGUUACUUCCUUGCUCGAGAGCUACAGCAGCGCGGUCAGCUUCGUCUGCAUUACGUGGCCACUGAGGCCAACACUACUGAUGUGUUCACCAAGGCGCUUCAGCCUUGUGACCAUCAGCGUUUCUGUACUCUUCUAGGCCUUGUGCCUACUGGACCUCACUUGCUUACUGCUUGA